AUGUUCAAAGCCCUCCUCAUCGCUCUGCUUGUCACCGCCACUAUGGCGAACCCGGUACCCGAGGCCGAUCCGGCCCCCAAGCCCCCGGUCAACAUUCCCCCGCCCGACGAUGUCAUCGGGCCGACCAUUAUUCUCGGUGCCCCUGGAACCGUCUUCGCAGCGCGCCGGUCCCCGGUGUCCGGCGUCGUUGGCUGUGGACCCCAGAGCCUCCUGCAGUGCAAGGGUAACGGAUACUACUGCGUGCCUAGGUACACUGCCUGCUGCACAGCCAACAGUGAGUCCGUGGAAACGGAGAGGGCUGACUAUGGUGCAGACGGCGCGACCUACUGCCCAACUGGCUCGAGCUGCAUCAACCUUGGCAAGUCUUGCCGAGUCAAUUACGAGGUGCUCAAGCUGUCCAAGAGGACAAGGCAUGGCUGA
Molecule: messenger RNA, 420 nt
Organism: Vanrija pseudolonga
Lineage: Eukaryota; Fungi; Basidiomycota; Tremellomycetes; Trichosporonales; Trichosporonaceae
Exons: 2
Coding region: 1-420 (139 amino acids)
Source: RefSeq, a predicted model, not a curated record